Messenger RNA from Branchiostoma belcheri (Belcher's lancelet), 1322 nucleotides. Its product is annotated as nucleoside diphosphate-linked moiety X motif 6-like. Bases 192 to 1106 code for a protein of 304 amino acids. Lineage: Eukaryota; Metazoa; Chordata; Leptocardii; Amphioxiformes; Branchiostomatidae. Gene Ontology annotation, molecular function: NADH pyrophosphatase activity; ADP-ribose diphosphatase activity; NAD binding. The transcript is spliced from 7 exons. The record is from RefSeq and is a predicted model, not a curated record.
GUUCACGCACGAACUAGAGGUCAACUUCUGGUCAGAACUUACACAACACAACGCACGUUUCGGUGACAGACUGACCGUGUAAGUCGGCCAAGUUUACAGGACGUGGUGUUGUGCUGACUGUGAAAUUAUGUAUUGACAUGUAGACAGGUGCAACAAAAACAGAUAAAAGUGCGGCAGGCUAAAAAUCAAAGAUGCAGUCUUUACCGAGGUUACUCAAGAGACCAAAGUUGCUGUCAUACACAUGGAGGGUGAAGUUCCACACAAGUUGUCUUUCACAACAAGACGUAUUGAUGGGCACAGUUGACAAAUGGGGAGGUGUGACAGUGGACCUGGGCAGUGCUGACUGUGGACUGGAGGGGACAUAUACCCACACCAGCCUCAGGGAACUGGAUGCCUUUGCAGGGAUGCUCAGAAACUCCCUCAAGCAAUGGAAGAUGGAGGGUAAGAAGGCAGUCUGGCUGAAGGUGCCCAUCUUACAGAGCCGGUUUGUACCGGUUGCUGCCAGUCAGGGUUUCCAGUUCCACCAUGCAGAUAAAGACUACUCCAUGCUGACAGCCUGGCUGCCGGCGGGCAGCUGUAAAAUACCUCACUUUGCAUCACAUCAAGUUGGUGUUGCAGGCUGUGUUCUCAGGGAAGAUACCAAAGAAGUUCUUGUUGUUCAAGACAGAAAUAGGGAGACAUCACACAUGUGGAAGCUGCCAGGGGGUCUGUCUGAUCCAGGAGAAUACUUUGGAGAGACUGCAGUACGGGAAGUGUUUGAAGAAACUGGGAUCCAGUCAGAAUUCCAGUCCAUCCUGACCAUUCGACAACUGCACAACUACCCCGGUGCCUUCGGGAAGUCGGACCUUUAUAUCGUGUGUAGACUGCGAGCUUUAGGUCAUGUCAUAGACCACUGUACAGAGGAGAUUAUAGGCUGUAAGUGGAUGGACGUGUCAGAACUGGCUACCUCUCAGUCCACCUCACUCAUCUCUACACAUGUCGCACGGCUGGUUCUGUAUGGCUUCAGGGAAGGCUUCGACAAGGUUGAUAUUGGAAUGAAGGAACUGCCUGCCGUGUUCAGGAACAUGACUUACAAACUGUACCACAGACAGAUCCCAGACAGUUAAAACAUGCGCUAAAGAUGUGCUAAGGCCAAGGGGAAAAGUGUCGAGUUUCUCGUAAGGCCAAAAUGAUGACAUCUGCCUCCGCAUUGAUUUUCAACUGAUUUGCAAAAAAAAAAAGAUUCUGGUUCUUAAUCAACUCAAAAUAUGCACAUAUUCUGCCCCCAACAGUUGAGGAAAGUCCUUUUUUUCCCUACCAGUUACAGUUUUUCCAUCUAUCAA